UUAUUCUUCAUUCAUACAGUCAGCUCCAGCUCAGGUUCGCACAAAUUUCUGCCAACCAGCCAGCCGCUCUGUUUUGUCAGUCCAGAUUUAUGUAUGGAGCGAAAAACACGCGGUUCUAAGACAUAUUUGCUGAUCGACCGGCAGAGACCUAUUCAACAAUCGCGUGUUUAAAAUAUGUUUUUCUAUUAUUUCGCUGUCUGCAGCUUGUUAGACGAGAAAGGUUCCAGAAAUCUGCAUCGAGCCUUGGAUUCGAAUUUUUGUGCUAUUUUCAACCGUCUAUCGUGAGGUCACUCGAAGUGGAAGCCUACCCUAGUUUGCUAACGUUGGCAAUUUUCUCGAAUUUAGUUACGAAGCCUCACAUUUUCAUAGUGGAAGUAGCGAGAGCGUGGAAGGUUCUAAAAUAAUUAUUGAUACAAUAUGGUGGCGAAGAAAAAUUAUUAGCUGAGAAAAAUCAAUUAUGAAAAGUGUUCAUUGUGACAUUAUGAUUUCUGUGUUUUGUUUGUAACCAAAUGAUAAGGUCGUGCUCGACUAGUGAUAACAACUUUACCGGAGGCAGAAAAAAAAAACUUGACAGCAGCUGUACGUACUGAUUAAAACGUCUGAUAUACCUGGCGAGAGGGUAAAAAAACCCCUCAGUACUCAAGUGUUGGUGUCAAAUGCACUAUUAAGCUGCCCGCAACGAUUAUAGAAAUAAAAAAAUACCGGUAGUUUGAGCCACCAUCGUCGGUUGCAGUUGAAGAGAGAUUGAAAAACCAAAACGCCCGAAUAGCUGCAGCCGAUGACCAGAAGCCACAACCAAUGGUGGUGGCCGAGUUUGACGUACAGGUGUCUCUAGUAGUGGGAAACCCAUUCCGAUACCGGGAUAAUGUCCGCUUCCAAGCCAGUAACGCCGCUGGAACACCGGCGAGGGUUCCCGGGCGAAAGCGAAAACACCAGGAUUCCGGUGCUGUCGCCGACCCCGUUUCGCCGCUGCCAUUCGCUGCGGAUGCGCACUAGCCGCAGUUUCCACCAUGACUACCAACAUUACCGCGAGUGUGACUGUGGUGGUGCUGUUGCUGGUGGCCACCUAAUGAUGCAUCCUUCAGCGAAUUUGUCCGGUCCGUCGUCCUCCGGGGUAAAAGUGAAAAAUGCCCUUGCCAAUGGGCCGAAAUCGCUUCACCAGCAGCGCGGCGCCACCAUGGAGCCAUUCGGAUCGACCGACAAGCAAAUUUCGUCGCCGUCCGCCGGCAAAGAUUCUGGCAGUCCUCAUCUACCCAAUGGAGUAAUCGGACAUCAUCACGGAUCCUCGCACAGCAAUGACGGUGGCAGUUUCCUGGUGGUGCAGAAACCUUCAUCCUCGCAGUCGUCGACCAGGAAAAACAGCCUGCAGAAAAAUGAACGGGGAAUGUCUUUGAAUCUGAUCAGCGCUGGACAUAGUGCCAGUUGCAGUAGCAGCGCUCAACGAUCACCCCGUAGACCCCACACUCCCAGUGAGUCUGCCGGCCAGCUGUGCUCCCACAAAAGCGCUCUCAGCCCGAAAACGCCCCCGGUUUCACCGGAAUCACCGGUCACCAGCUACUUGGAUGACGAUCUGGACUCGCUGCACAGCUACAGCAGUUCGGUGGCUAGCGGAAUGUCGUGCGAUCAUCCAUACGUGGCCCGCAACGGGACCACCUUCAGUGGCCGUAAGAUGAAAUACGUAGUACACUGUUCGAGUCAUGCCGGACAAACAGGCGAUAGCUACUUGACACCGACUCAGCGGGCUCAGCGUCAGAUUCGACGACUGAAGGAGCUGCUGAGCCAAUGUCGCGUAGAUCUCGAGCAACGUGAUAGUGAAAUUUUAAGACUUACCAAAGAGGUUGUGGAGCUGCGGCUCUUCAAGGCAUCGCUCAGUUCCCCGGAGGAACGAUCGAACUCCAGCGAUGCCGUAACGGUGCGAGAAAACACUACCAACGAUGCGAAUACACCAAGUUCGCAAGGUGUAUCGCCAAUUGUCGAUCAAACGGAUGACGGUAUCGUGAAGGCUAGCCCUCGACACCAUCUCCACAACCAUGGCAUCCACCAGGUGCAGUUCAUGGACAAGAUGUCCACGUCGGAAAUGCAAAGCUCGUUUGCCGAUUCGGGUCAUUUCGAGGACAUCACUACCUCGUCGAUCCACUCCAAGGACUCGUACGUACACACGCAGGAUCGUGCUUGCGGCAGUGACGAUGACAUCGAUGCCGAGCGAAAACGUUUGGUGGAAAUGUACGAAACCCGUAUCGAGGAACUGAUCAAGCAGCAUCAAUCGGACGAACAGGAAAUCCGCAUGUCCAACAACGACCGCAUCGAGGCGCUGCUUCAGAAACUGGCCGAGUCCAAUAGCAGAUACUGUGAUUUGGUCCCUGACCACGAGAUGGCCAAGGAACGUAUCCGAGAGUUGGAGAAACAGCUCGAGGAACUCCACGCCCAGCUCCAGGAACAGGAAGGCAAAGCGAACAAGAUGUAUCUGCACAUGUACACCAAGGGUCAGGAAGUGGAGCGGCAGCAGCAAGCGGAUCGGGUCAUGGACUUGGCACGUCAAUCGCCCAGUCGAGUUUCGGUUCCGGUGUUGAUGCAGCAGCUGCAGGUUACCCAGGAGGAAUUGGAGAACAUACGGGAUGUUAACUAUCAGGCAGAGAGCAGCUCCUCGCAGGUUUUACUGAGCGCCAAGGAAGCUAUCUCGCUGUGGCUUUUGGGCGCCCGGAAGACGAUGUACAAACGGUUGUCAGAUGCCCAGCAAACGAAGAACAAGGUAGACCCAGAAGUGACGCUGCAAUUCCUGAAGAGCGCCAUCUACUAUUUUCUAACGGACAAGGAAAAUUCCCAGGGUCACCUGAAUGCAAUCGAGAGUAUUCUAGGCUUCUCGGAGACCGAACGGUCCAACAUUGACAAGGCGCGAGCUUACAAGUGAAACCAUCGAAAAACAAAAAUAAAAAUGGCAAAACUAACUUACUGAUCGAAAAAAAAUGCAUAAGUGCAACUGUUUACGUAGAUAAGAUUUUAAAUGUUCACGCCAAUUCUCUUCAACAAUUAUUACCGCAAAAGAUAACAUCAAAAUAUAUUAGGCAAACGAAUAGAAUGAAAGCAAACAAUUGAACACACAGUAAACCAAACAACGGGAAAAAUGUGAUUAUUCGCAGACUAUUUUGUUACUUUAUGUCACUUUAUUAUAUUUUAAAUGGUUCCUUUUUAAUAUUUAUUUAGCACAUUACCAAAUAAAAAAAAUGAGUAGCUUACUGAAUAAAGAAGCAUUUUAACCCUAUCCCUAACCUAGAAAUGUAUUCGCUCCAACUUCUAUCGCACCUUCUAGGUUUCUGGUCCUUUCUCUUUUUUCGAUGCAAUCUCUCAGUGAAUCUUAGGCAAGUAUUGUUAGGGUAAAACAAUUUCUGGAGGUAAAAAAACAUAAAGCUUUUUUACAUAUUUACAAAACUGAGCGACCGGUAAAGACACAAAUUUUGCAGAAAUUUUCAUAUUUAGCAAAAUUCCCUUCAACUAUUUUCCGAAAACGGGGAGAAAUAAAGCAAUUCGUCCAGUCAAAGAAUAUUGCUUCCGAAGCAAAACAUAGCCGCAUGUAGAACGUUUCCAUAGCUCUAAAAUCAAUAGAUGCGCUUUUAGCUAUCAUAAACCAAAAUAGCUAGAACCGUUUUUAAGUUACAAACUGUUAACCGGUAUUGAACAUUGAUUUUUCAUCAUUUUUUUCCGCAGAAGUUUAUCUGAAAAAGUUCUACAAUGAAUUGUUUGAAUCAGUAACCAAAACAAAAACAGCUACACAGAACGUAGAAAGUAUAAAUAUAUUCCCCACUUAUAGAUUUACACGAUUUACCACACCAUUCGAUGUAUUCAAAGAUUAACCUAAAUUUGGAGUGAGUUGAUAACAUGAAAACCCACACCAAAUAUUAACAAAAAUCGAGGUUUGUUCCUAUUCCCAAGCAAAAUCUGAACUUAAAUUAGAAAAAAAUCAAAAUAUUGCCGAAAGCUUAAAGUUUACUAAAGAAGAAAAAACGAGAUUGGUAACCGAAGGAACUGAUUAGAAUGAUAGAGCUGUGUGAGCUGUGAGGUCCGGAACAAAAAAGCUGGAAACGUUCGCGCGUUUACAAAACCGUUGUUGUCUACUUGCAUAUUGAAGAAAUUUUAUUCAAGUGUUACGUACACACACACAAAUACACACAUGACCCUCUACUCUAAAUGAAAGGACAAAAAGGAUACACCAUAAUCUAGGCAAAUCAAACAGUUAAUUAAUAAAUAUGAAUGAGAUAA
This is a messenger RNA of Uranotaenia lowii, 4254 nucleotides long. Its product is annotated as protein quick-to-court-like. The transcript has 6 exons. The record is from RefSeq and is a predicted model, not a curated record. NCBI's taxonomy places the organism in Eukaryota, Metazoa, Arthropoda, Insecta, Diptera, Culicidae. The coding region runs from base 866 to 2908 and encodes 680 amino acids.